Thalassophryne amazonica is the source of this 3391-nucleotide messenger RNA. It is a transcript of the gene mdc1, whose product is annotated as mediator of DNA damage checkpoint 1. The transcript is spliced from 6 exons. Gene Ontology annotation, biological process: positive regulation of transcription initiation by RNA polymerase II. Gene Ontology annotation, cellular component: nucleus. Lineage: Eukaryota; Metazoa; Chordata; Actinopteri; Batrachoidiformes; Batrachoididae. The annotation marks the transcript as partial. The record is from RefSeq and is a predicted model, not a curated record.
AGAUUGAAAAGAGAAGGUAAAGGAAAACUAAUAAAGGGACAACAAGAAAACAAGGAAUUGUCUACAAGGGGUCGAAGAGGAGACAGAACAUCAACUGCUCCCUUGUGUACACCAGAGCAAAAACAAGACUCGGAUGAUGACUUCCCAGCACGGAGAACCAGAUCUCGCUCAAGUUCUUGCAACUCUGUCAAUUCAGAGAGGUCUGCUUCGAGUGCUAACACCCCUGUGAGCAGAGGAAGAGGCCGAGGCAGAGGAACAAGUAGAACCAGUCAGCAACCCAAUGUAACCAUUACCAGAAAGGACAAUAAGCAGAGGACUGUGGCCGAAGAAGUAUUUACCCGAAGACGAACAACAGCACAGGACAGUAAUUCAGCUUCUCCUUCAGAACACCUCUUGAGGUCUACCGCUCUGAAAUCGGAGAUUUCAAGGCGUAGUACGAAUUCUCAGAACAGAGGAAAAGGAUACAGCCAGAGAGGAAGAGGGAGGAAAACGGAGGCUCUGCCAGACGCUGUCACUCCUGUCAGUAGCGACAAAAACUCAGCUCCCACAGCUACACUCAGAGGCAGGAGGAGUAAAAAGUCAGAGGGCUCCUCAUUAACACUCCUCCUUCAUGAAGAUAAUGAAGAGGCCAACUCAAAGAUGUGUAGUACCACAAGGGGGCAGAAAAGAGCUAAUACAAAUGGAUCUGAGUCCACAGCUGCAAAUGAGGAAGACCAACCAAAUCAAGAGGGAGAGUCUUCCAGCGAGGCCUUACUAAUGCUUAGAACGAAUAACAGAGGCAGAAAAGUGGUCAAACGCAAUAGUUUGGCCACACAGUCGUUAGUUACUACAGCCAGUCAGGAGGAUGAGGCAAAAGAGUCAAGAAGAGGAAGAAAGAGGGAUUUGGUGGAGGAGGCAGGGACUUUAGUUAGUACUCCAAAAAAAUCAAGAGGAAAUGUAAAAGCUCAAAAGGGUAAAAUGGUAUUAGAGGACAGUGAUGAAAAAGAAGAGAUCCCUGUUUCUGUCCAAGCCAAGAGAAGAGGACGACCAGCUGGGAAGAGUGCAAAUGAAUCCUCACAGAAAGUAGAGGUUAAAGAAGAGAGUGAUAAGAUGGAGGAGGACACGGUUGUGAGGAGAGCAAGAGGUAGGCUGUCAAUGCUGCACAAGAAGAAGAAACAGGAACCAGAAGACAGUAGUUCCAUGGAGCAGGAUACAAAUCUUGAGGCAUCAGAGCAGUCCCAGACUCCAAGCAGCAGUGUAUCCCGUAAGCGACGUGAGUCUGUGGACUCUUCUCCUUUGGCAAAAAUCCCAUGUUCCUCUCCUGCCAGUCGAUUGCGAGCUGCCAGCCCAGUCUGCAGAUUCUGUGUGCUGUUCACAGGUGUGGUGGAUGAUGCAUGGGAAAGAGUGGUGGUUCAUUUAGGAGGCAUCAUAGCUAAAGAUGUUGCAGAUAUGAGCUUCCUGGUGACUGAUAAGAUCCGCAGGACUGUAAAGUUCCUGUGCGCUGUGGCCAAAGGAGUCCCUAUUGUUACUCCUCAGUGGCUGGAAAAGAGUGGUAAAGCUGAGAGCUUCCUGUCUCCUAAUGCUUUUAUUGUAAAGGAUCUGGAGCAAGAAAAGAAAUUUAAUUUCUGCCUGAAGGAAUCUCUGAGGAUUGCCAGCAGACAGCCUCUCUUACAGGGGUAUGAGAUCCAUGUUACAAAGUCGGUGAAGCCAGAGCCAGUUCAUAUGAAAGACAUCAUCUCCUGCAGUGGAGCUACUUUUCUUCCCAAGAUGCCCUCUUCUCACAAGCCCCAAUCAGUAGUGAUUUCCUGUGAGGAAGACUGGGCGCUGUGUGCUCCGGCUGUCUCUGCAUCUCUCCCAGUCGUCACUGCUGAGUUCAUUCUCACAGGGAUCCUCCAACAGAAAGUGGACUUUCAAACCCACACCCUCUCUGCGCCUCCAUCUAACCCACAACCUGCUGGAGGCAGAGGAAGAGCUCGGAAGAAGCCAUAGUACCAAAAAGUGUACGCUGAAUACACACAGUAAGUGUGUGUGAGAUUAAAAUGUUCAUGAAUCCACCGCCCAUAGAUUUGUUUUCAAAUCAGAGACCGGUAGCAACACUAGUGACUCAGUUGUACAUUGUGACACUGUGUGCUCAUCUUUAUGGAAGGCUACAGAAUGUAUUUGCCAUAUGCAGCUGCAGAUAACAUGUCGCAUGUUUUAAAUUCACUUUCCACACAGUGAACCUCACGGCAUGUGUGGCAUUUUAAUUUGUUAGCUGUCAGUUGUUAAAUUCACCACUUUUAUAUAUGCAGCAGUGCUGUUUUACAGAGGCACUGAUGAUUUUGGAUAAUCACUGGGAUAUUCUCUCAUAGAUGGUAGAAUAUCUCUGACCUGUUCUUAAGCCUUACAAAUGUAACAAAGAUAGAUGCUUAAACCUGCGAUGUUGUUGCUAUGCUGCAAGCAGAAUAAUUACCCAUUAACUGUCAGUGUCACUUUCCUUCUUUUCCUGUCCUCUGUUCCACUACAGAGGAAAAACCAAAGCAGCAAUUAACGCCAUUUAAUUGCUGCUACUCUAAAUGUGGUAAGGCAUUCUGGCAAGUGACCAAAUGUAGGAGGCGAGUUGUAUAAAGUAUGUUGGAGUGGUAUGAAAGUGCCCAGUGGAUUAAAAAAAGAAGCUUGUUUCCUGUCUUGAUAAAAAAUUGCAUAGUGCCUUUUUAAACUGAGGUAAUCAUGAACCUAUCUUGUGUGUGUGUGUGUGUGUGUGUGUGUGUGUGUGUGUUGUCCUUUCAUCUCCAUUAAACACCACCUACUCCAUUAAGGCUUCAUCCAAUCCUAUUAUGUGGAAGCGAUGUGGGCACCUGAAUGCUGAUGCUUCUUCCACAUCAGUAUCUGAUGGUGUUUGUCCUUGCCAUAGGAGUGCAAAUUAUAUCUGAUAGGACAACAUUAUGUGGACAAUCACUACUGCAUGUGGUUAAGAAACACUCCUACUGAGAACUUGCCUUUCCUCAUGUACUAUACCAUCUGUUGCUCCUCGAAUAGACAUCAUUUGCUGUGUAUUAUUUGUGUUUUAAGGGUAAACUAGAAAGGCCAACUGUCCAGUGUCUUAACCAGAUCUGUAUGUUCCGUCUGGAAGCAUGCACCGGUGCUGCACAUUGCUGUAUCCACCUCACUAUGCAACAGCUCUGGGUCCUGAUUAGUUACCUCCAGUCCAUCAGCACCUUCUGAAAGUACUCAUCUGUCUGCACCACCCAGGUCAUAUGUGGAAGUUCUUUUGGCCCUUUCCAGUUGUUGGGAUCCUCAAUACUGAGGCACCUAUGUGUUGGUUUGUACUCAGAGAAACACCACCUGGCGUUAAUACUGUUGUUGACGUCAUCUGUACAGUCCAUAAAAUGUCUCUGUUACCAAUAAAAUUUAAAUGUUUCUGUUGGCUUUA